AUGGCUUUCAAUGAACGUGGGGGAGUGGGUGUGAGUGCCACUAGGGAGCCUUUGUUGCAUUCGAAUUCGCACCAGAUUGGUUUUGCUGCUUCGACCGCCAGUUCUACAGCUUCUCCGCAUUUUCGCCGACAACAGUCAAUACCUUCUCCACAAAACAUCCCAGAUUCCACGUCAAAAACCGGUUCGUCUCGGGAGAAUUCUAGCGACAGUACAACAGUCAAUCUGGACCUUUCUACAGCGCAGUAUUUUGCUCGGAAGGAGCUUCUCAGUGGCUCCUUCGAGCGCCUCGGCCGUGUCCACAAGAUACCCGAAGAGUCUCCGGAGGACAUGCAAAAAAAGGACCCCCUGGCAACUCAAGUAUGGAAAUUGUAUAGCAAACAAAAGAACGUGCUCCCAAACGCGGAGCGUAUGGAGAAUUUGACCUGGAGAAUGAUGGCAAUGACAUUACGAAAGGAACAGAUGCAAGCCCGAGCGGCGAAAGACGCAUCAUACGGCAAAAUUGGGGGAAUAUCUGCCGCAGCUCGGUCAACAAAUAGCAAACCUGCUUCAUCCGCCAGUGCACAGUACAGUACCCUAUCAGAGUCUGACUCCAUGUUUAUGGAGGAUCUGACCUUUACCUCACCUUCAUCUAUGGUUGGCUCCCCCGGAGGAGUAUCGAGUUGUGGGAUCGCACAUUCUCCAAGCAGUGACAACCUUCUCACGUCCUCUCACGCUACGGCUUCUGCGAUCCCAAUAAAAGGAAGCCGUGAGAAGGAACUGAUGAUUAACGCCCACUUGCCUCCCGCCUCGGCUCCCCAACGUCACUUUGAUACUAAUCGUGGAGAGUUUGACUAUGUUAAGCGUAGGAUACGGAAAACCAGUGUGGAUGAACGUCGGCCACCAAAGCGGCCCGCUGACUUCUCCCCACAUGUUCCACCUGUCACCGGUAUCAUGAUCCCUAACGAUCCUGACCCGGAUACUGAGCUUGGGGACUAUCGGCUGGAUCAUGAUAGCCAUUCAUUCUCCCUUUCCCAAUCCCAGUCCCAUCCGUUUUCGCUCGACACCUCUGUCGAUUCUAAUGAGUACCUCACCUCUGCUGGACCGUACCAGAACAACUUUACGUUCUCUCCGGUACAUUCGCCGCUUCUCACAACCGGCCCUUUCUCGUCGAGUAUGUACAACAAUACAGCGAUUGCAUCCUCUGUAGCCUCGAAUGAUUUUUAUUCACCACCGGCUUCAGCCAAUCAAUCAGUUGUAUCUACCCCACACCCUCUCACCGAAAGCCAUGGCAGCAAUUUCUUUGACCAAGUAAACCUGGAAAGCCGGGUGCAAGGCCACCCCAUACCUGGUUUCGGGCACAGCUCUCGUAAUAGCACUCUGCCCAAUAGCCUUGCUUCCAGUGACUACUACUAUCACGAUCCUGUUCUUAGUGCCAACCCUUCGGCUCCACAUUCAGGGUUCCCGUCGCCUAGAGGGUAUAGUGGGUUUCAACAUGUGAACCCAUCCCAGGUCUUGAGGGCGGAUUUCAGCCUCACGAAGUCUUCCGGAUCUACCGGGGCGAGAAAUGAAAAUAUUUUUUCUUUUGGGGCUGAUUCGGACUACGAGGACGAGGGUAACGAACUCGACCGUAUGCAAAUUCAGACAGAUUUAGGUUCUAUGGACGAUCACUCCAUGGAUAUGCAUUCAGGUAUCCAACCAUUCGGAGGAGAAUGGGGGCGAAGCGGUGCACCGGGGCAGAAUCCUCGGUAUGCCAAUGGGCGAUUCCCUGGGGGACAAAAGACCGUUAGGAUUGGAGGAGCUGAGACUGCCCCUUCCCCCCAGGAAUGGAACGUUAGUAGUGGGAACCAUAGCCGGUCGCAUUCAAUCACCGCUUCGGUGAGCGACAUGCGGAACCGGGUGCAGGAUCCGAAUGGAGCCCGAAGACAGAAGAUCGCCCGCACGAGUUCGGCACCGAAUGCCCCUCAGCUAGCUUUAUCAUCCAUGAGCCAAAGAGCCCAGUCUAGCCCGAAUACACCACCAGAAUCUGGAUUUAGCUCUGCGGAGCCGUCCCGACCUGCGACACCAGACGGCCAAAAGAAUGGAGCCGCAGGUGGUGCAAACGCUUUGCCGACUACCUGUACAAAUUGCUUCACUCAAACCACGCCCUUAUGGAGGAGAAAUCCUGAGGGACACCCACUUUGCAACGCGUGUGGACUAUUCCUCAAGUUACACGGCGUAGUGCGCCCGCUAUCUUUGAAGACAGAUGUUAUCAAAAAGCGCAAUCGAGGCAGUGGCAGCUCAUUACCUGUAGGGGGAAGUGCAUCAACUCGGUCUUCGAAGAAGACUGGACGGAAAAACUCUCUAGUACAGACCCCGGUGACAACACCCAUUUCAACUCAAUCCAAGAGCCUUGCCGGGUCUGAAUCACCUCCAUCUGGGUUAUCCAAUGGCUCCAACGUUAGCACUCCGACAAAUAUUCAAACGAUGGGCACCUCUGGGCAAGGCAGUAAGUCAAACGUUAUACCGAUCGCAGCAGCGCCCCCUAAGAACGGUUUACAGAACCCAGUUUCACGGCCACUUGCUGCGGCACCUAAGCGACAACGAAGGGAUUCUAAGGUUCAUAACCAGUUUCAAGGCAGUGAAGAUGGUGAUACCAUGGAUGAAUCACUUAAUGGCAGCAAGAAGAAAGACAAGUCUAUACCACCAAGCUUGCAGCCCACCCCCUCAAUCCUCCACAACACGACUCAUCAUACCCCAAUAGCUCCUGCCGUCAUUACCCCAACCACCAACGGUUCAGGUACUCAGGAAUGGGAAUGGCUCACGAUGUCUCUUUAAUCCGGUGGUUUUCAUGACUGGUUUAUUUCUUAUAUCUUGUACACAGGUGUUUUUCCAAUUCCUUUUGUGCGGCGUAGAGGACGCUUAUAGGUCAGGAGAUUUUCUUUCGGUUGGAUUUUCACUCCCUGAGUAGGCAAAUAACGGGGCUGGAUUCCGAUUUACUUUUGUAUCACUGUAGUUAAUUGUGCUUGUUUGGAGUGGUUGGCCGGCUGGGGAUAUGUGGUCUUUCGUGGAGAUUUUGAGUGUAUAUUUUUCUUACCCGUUACCUGGUCUGACUGGGUUGCUUCCGCUCUGUUCCCCCGUUCUUUGGCUCAUUGGAUUGCUCUCUUGACAAUGGCGGUUUCUAUAUAUUUCAUGAGGCUCUAUUUCUUCGACGUCUUUUUGUUUCAUCUGUUCCCUCCCCUUAAAUAGAACGGUGGUAUUUUGGGGGUAAUUUUUCUGGGAGAGAAGAGAUGUUGUUUCCCAUCCUCUUCUCGCAUAUAGGUUAACUUCUAUUUACUAGUAUUUGAUGGGGGGGAUGGCAUUAUUUUUACGAAUGUGAUAUAUUUCUUGUUUAUCCGUUUCAUUCUUUUACUUUU
Messenger RNA from Tuber melanosporum (Perigord truffle), 3371 nucleotides. RefSeq lists its product as uncharacterized. NCBI's taxonomy places the organism in Eukaryota, Fungi, Ascomycota, Pezizomycetes, Pezizales, Tuberaceae. The transcript is spliced from 3 exons. Bases 1 to 2793 code for a protein of 930 amino acids. Gene Ontology annotation, biological process: positive regulation of transcription by RNA polymerase II; negative regulation of transcription by RNA polymerase II. The record is from RefSeq and is a predicted model, not a curated record. Gene Ontology annotation, molecular function: RNA polymerase II cis-regulatory region sequence-specific DNA binding; zinc ion binding; DNA-binding transcription factor activity, RNA polymerase II-specific.